Fraxinus pennsylvanica is the source of this 1110-nucleotide messenger RNA. NCBI's taxonomy places the organism in Eukaryota, Viridiplantae, Streptophyta, Magnoliopsida, Lamiales, Oleaceae. The record is from the annotation of a GenBank genome assembly.
AUGCAAGAACUCCUAAAAGUUUCAAAUUCAAGGAUGGCAUUACCUAUUGGAGAACAAUCUAUUGAGCUUCUGCAAGCCCAAGCUCACGUUUUGAACAGCAUAUUCAACUACGUGAACUCCAUGUCUCUCAAAUGUGCAACUCAACUAGGCAUACCAGAUAUCAUCCACAGACAUGGCAAACCAAUGACACUUCAAGAGCUAGUCGAUGCCCUCCAGAUCAACAGUGCAAAAGCACAAGCUGUGUACCGUCUGAUGCGGAUUCUAACUCAUUCAGGGUUCUUCGUUGAGGAAAAAAUCUCUGGGGAUGAUACAAAUAUGGGAUAUUGUCUUACACAAGCUUCUCGUCUCCUCCUUAAGGAUGACGCCUUGAGUUCACUACCAGUUUUACAAAUCCUUCUCGAUCCGAUCUUCAUAAAGGCAUGGCAUCAUAUGAGUGAAUGGUUUGAAAAUAAUGAGGACUCGUCUGCUUUUGAGACGGCCUAUGGUAGGACAUUUUGGGACUAUGGCAGUCAGGAGCCGAGGAUGAAUCACCUGUUCAAUAAAGCAAUGGCUAGUGAGACUCAGGUGGUGACUAACGUAGUUACUAGAGAUUGCAAACAAGUCUUCGAAAAGUUGAAGUUAAUUGUGGACGUUGGUGGUGGCACGGGAUCGAUGGCCAAAGCUAUUGCUGACUCUUUUCCGGACUUGCAAUGUGUCGUGUUUGAUCUUCCACAUGUUAUUGCGGGCUUAGAAGGGACAAAGAAUUUGACCUACAUUGGAGGAAACAUGUUUGAAUCUAUUCCUCAUGCAGAUGCACUUAUACUCAAGUGGAUUUUGCAUAACUGGUGCGACGAAGAUUGCGUGAAAAUAUUGAAGAAAUGCAAAGAAGCAAUCCCAAGUAAGGAGAAUGGAGGAAAAUUGAUAAUUAUUGACAUGAUCGUAGGAAACAAGAAGGAAGACCACGAAGGAAUUGAAACUCAGCUGUUCUAUGAUAUGUGCAUGAUGGUUUUUACUAAUGGAAGAGAAAGAACGGAGAAAGAGUGGGCAAAACUGUUCUUCGAUGCUGGCUUUGCUGGAUACAAGAUUGUAUAUGAGUUAGGAUUGAAGGCUAUUAUUGAGGUUUAUCCUUGA